This is a messenger RNA of Betta splendens (Siamese fighting fish), 4561 nucleotides long. RefSeq names its product transferrin receptor 1a (gene tfr1a). NCBI's taxonomy places the organism in Eukaryota, Metazoa, Chordata, Actinopteri, Anabantiformes, Osphronemidae. The transcript is spliced from 18 exons. Gene Ontology annotation, cellular component: external side of plasma membrane. The record is from RefSeq and is a predicted model, not a curated record. Bases 174 to 2492 code for a protein of 772 amino acids. Gene Ontology annotation, biological process: intracellular iron ion homeostasis; iron ion transport.
AAGGGGGCGUGCCAUGAUGACGUCAUUCAUAUGCGUCUCUCGUAUAAGCAUGGUAGUCAAGGACGGUUUCUGCACCUGGAAGACUGAGUCGGCAUAGAAGAAGAGAAACCGCGUGCCACAGAAGACGUCAAUCCAUUUAAUAUUCGUUGAGGAAUAGAACUUUAUAAGCAAAAAUGGACCAGGCGAGGUCUACAAUAAACAAAAUUUUCAACGGGGAGCCGCACUCCUACACACGUUUCAACUUGACCCAGAACAUGGAAGGAGACAACAGCCAGGUAGAGAUGAAGCUGUCCUCGGACAUGGAGGAGGAAGUUGGUGAGAACGGAGUGGCAGACUAUAGCAACCGCAAAUCCAACGGCACACCAUAUGUGGCUCAGAGGUUUGGACGAACACCCAAGAACCUUUGCUUCAUGGCAGCCACAGUCUUUCUCAUCUUCAUCAUUGGGUACUUGAUUGGCUACCUAGUUCAUCGGAAGAAGGACUCUGCUGCUGGCUGCAUAGCCCCCACGGUCUCGGUGGAAGGACCUAUUGCCCAUGAGACAGGUGCUGCCCCUCUCAUGGACUGGGAUAAUGUCACAGAUCUCCUUGCUCAAAAACUCACCACAAAGCAGUUUGAAUCUACUUUCAGUCAGUUCACCAGUAAUGACCAUCGCGCCGGUUCUCCUGCCGAUGAUCACCUGGCAAACAUAGUGUUUAAGAAGUUUAAUGAAUAUGGAAUGAAAUCCUGGAACGAUGAACACUUUGUUAAGGUUCAGGACCCCCCAGCUUCAGGCUCCAACAAAGUGGUUUUCAAUGGGAGGACCUAUCAUCCAAAGGGCUUCCUGUCCUACAGUGUCAAUGGAACAGUCACGGGAGCAGUGGUGUACGCACAAUAUGGGGACGAAGCAGACUUGAACCAGUUGCAGGACAAGAACAACCUAAACAUUGACCUGAGUGGCAGAGUCGUGCUGGUCAAAUCUGGUAAGAUCAGCUUCGCUGAGAAGGUGGCCAAUGCUGCCAGAAGGAAUGCCUCUGCCGUAUUGAUCUUCCCAGGCAGCACUGAUGGCUCUUUUGGGAGAGAAACCCAGCUCUUUGGCCAUGUCCACUUGGGUUCAGGGGAUCCCUACACCCCAGGCUUCCCCUCCUUCAAUCACACCCAGUUUCCUCCCGUCCAGUCUUCAGGCCUGCCUUCAAUUGUGGCCCAAACCAUCUCAAUAAACACAGCCAACGACAUUCUGAGACAGCUGCAGGGUCCCAGUUCUCCAACUCAAUGGAGGGAUGUCUUGCGACUGGGAGGCGAGAAAGACGUCAUUACUGUGGAGGUUAAUAACGUUCUUAGUGAGAAAAGGAUAAAUAAUGUCUUUGGGGUCAUAAAAGGCUUUGUGGACUCAGAUCGGUAUGUGAUCAUCGGGGCUCGGAGGGAUGCGUGGGGACCAGGUUUUGCAGCGUCAACCGUUGGUACCAGCGUCCUUGUUGAGCUGGCGCGUUCCAUCUCACACAUGGUGAAGAACGAUGGAUUCAAGCCGAGAAGGAGCCUUGUGUUUGCGAGCUGGAGCGCUGGAGAAUAUGGGAACGUUGGCGCCACUGAGUGGCUGGAGGGUUAUUUGUCUUCCCUGAGCAUGAAAGCCUUUUCCUACAUUGACCUGGAUGGUGUAGUAACAGGUCAGAGUAAUUUUAAGGUUGCUGCGAGUCCCCUAUUGCACACUCUGAUUGGAAGCACAAUCAAAGGGGUGAGCGCUAUAAACAAGGAUGCAAACCUCCUUUCUCAAGUAGCAGGCAACUGGGAAUCAAGUGUGUUAGAGCCUCUAAAGUUGGACAGCGCUGCAUAUCCUUUCCUUGCUUUUUCUGGGAUUCCCUCAGUCUCCUUUAGACUGACGUCGGAUGAACUGGGCUACCAGUACUUUGGUACAUUGCUGGACACACGGGAAAAGCUGAACACGGUGACGCAGAACAGUGUCGCUCAGCUGACUCGAGUAGCAGCCCAGUUCGCAGGUCACAUAGCCCUGAGGCUGGUCCACGAUCAUCUGUUGAGGAUGGACCUGGGAAGAUAUGAGAAGAUUAUAAGGAGUCGUGUGGCACAGAUCAACAUAAAAGUCAAGAACGUUCAGAGGAUGCAGCCUCAGCUGUUGCCCAAGACGCUGACAGUGCAGUGGUUGAUCUCAGCCUAUGGCUCAUACGGCCGCGCCUCUCGUAGUUUGACAGCAGAUAUCCAGAACAGCGAUCUGGAAGACAUUGAGAUGUGCCGCAGUAUCAAUGACCGCAUCAUGGCAGUGGAAAGGAACUUCCUGUCGCCCUUUGUGUCUCCCAGGGAGAGUCCCUUCCGUCACGUCCUCCUGGGCUCCGGCCCGCACACACUCGAGGGUCUGUACAACCACCUCAAUGCCAUGAGAAACAACGACCCCAACGUAGAUGUGGAUGCGUUCAGAGACCAGUUUGCUCUGGCCACCUGGACCAUUCAGGGCUGUGCUAAUUCGCUAGCAGGUGACAUCUGGUCUCUGGAUAAUGAAAUCUAAAAGGGUAUUUCUCUUCCCAUCGUAUUUGUUCACAUUUUGGCCUGUUAACACAGCUUACAGUUUAAAAAACAGGCUGUUGGAGACACUGAUGCACAGCUUCUAAAUGAGUCAAUUUUCUUUUAAUCAGAAACCAGUCUCCCCAACCCUUCUCCAUAGGCAAUAAGCUCCCUCAUUCCACCCAUCAAUAAAACUAAUUUAACGAUAAAAUGUACUUAAGCCUUCCUCAUUGGCAAACCCAAAGUUUUAGUAGAUCACUGAAAAGAAAUCUUCUAAAAAUUAUACUUCGGUGCUAUUUAACUACCUUCCCUUCAAGUGUAAGCUAUUUAAGGUGGUGUAAUUUUUUUUCCCCAUCCCAGCUUUUGAAGGUCAAAAUACAGAGCCAACACUUAAGUGGCCAUUUAUUUGUUGUUGUUGUUGUUGUUGGUUUUUUUUUUUUUUUUACACGUUUUUAUUUGCCUGUUCAAAUCCGAUCUUUCUAUUGCUGCCUUGGCCGAGUUGGUUUACUUUGGAUUCUAUAAUUUCAUUGGUGUGCUGAAAUGUCCUGCUUAACUAUGUGGAAAGAUUCAGGAGUUGCUGGAAGAGCCUGGAUGUUCGCUGCCGUCCAAAAUUAGAGUUGCGUUCAUCUUUGGAGAGUUGGUCCUUAAUUACAAAAUAAAAACCUGAAUCGUCACCACCUCACACGAGCAAACACGCCUUUUGAUAAGCAGAGGAAGGUUUCUAAUAACGUGGCACUGAAAUCGAACGUACAACUAUUUAUUGUUUAUUUAUUUAUCAGUGGCAGGGAUCACUAUAAAUAGUUUUUUAUCGCCUUUUAUAAAACUAUGUAUAAUUAUCGGGAGCAGUGCCUUCCAUAAUUAUGACAGUUAUACUGUCGAAAUGACAAAAGCAGCAUCUGCUAUCAGAAGUGUGCAUGUUAUCGACGAGCAGUAACUAAACAGUCGGGUGCUUCUCAUAGCUGAAGUGUUUUCCUAACUGACACUGGGCCUUCAAGCGAGACACUUGGCCACAUGUGGGUCCCUUGGUGCAUGUACACUUCUCGUCCUCAGCAUUAUCGGGGGCAGUGUCUUCCAUAAUGUAAAAAAAAAAACAGGUAGUUUUUGUCUACCAGUGCGUGUCUAUAUCGGAGGCAGUGCCCUCCAUAUUUCACUGUAGAGGUGGAUGUUUAUUAUCGAGAACAGUGUUUCUCAUAAUGUUUGUAUAUAAGCGUGAUUUCUCCACAAUUCUCUAAUCAGCAUCUUUAGAUCAUCUCUGCUUUAUCAUCCUUUCCAUCCAGACAACACAACCUGCAGCUUCUUUCUAUGCAUGAACUAUGGGGAUGUUUUAAACAUGAGCUCAUUCAUAGGUUUUCCAUUAAGGUUCAGAAGUGAUGGGUUGUAUUAAAUCUGUUGUUGGUUGGUUUCACUUCUCAUUUUAAUCAAAGGUGUCUUCUUUGGGCUUCAUGCGGAACUGAGCUGGAGGGUUUGUUGCUUUGAAAACAAAUGUUUGUCAGUUUUGGUUCAGUACCACAAACGUGGUAAUGAUUCAUUGUGUGUGUGUGUGUGUACAUUUUGUUUUGGAUGUGUUCAUAAGUGUUAGAUUUCCUUGCCCCUUUUUGUUUCAUGACAGAAAUGAUAGAGCUGACUUUAGAUACAAUACUUUUGAUGAUUUGCCUCGUGUAUUUGGCUGGUUUCUAUAGCUUUUCUUUGUCUGCUUUAAUGCAUUUAGGCAGUGUUACAGCAAGAAAAAAGAUGUAACCAAUUUUCUAUGUUACAAUAGUUUAUCUGUUGCUGAUCUGUCUGGUCACUAAUUGAUUUCAGAUGCAAAAUUUUGAACUCCAUUGGCCGCUCAAGUUUAAUGAUUUAGCCAAUGUGGUGUCACUGAGGGGUAAAGCAGGUUUCAUCAUCGGUACUUGGGCCUGUCACCACCAGCUAACAAACAAAACCAAAUUUGUAGCUUUCAUUAUGAUGGCCUCUUUAUUUUGAGGGCUUUUAAAAUUCUAACUACUCGGGUAAAGGAUGUUUGAAACUGUUAAAAUAAUUGUUCAGCUUUCCUUGGCUUCAUCUUUUGGCUACAAUAAACAAUCAAACUGA